Molecule: messenger RNA, 663 nt
Organism: Endocarpon pusillum Z07020
Lineage: Eukaryota; Fungi; Ascomycota; Eurotiomycetes; Verrucariales; Verrucariaceae
Exons: 1
Coding region: 1-663 (220 amino acids)
Source: RefSeq, a predicted model, not a curated record
AUGGCCUUCUCACCAGGCAUCACCCAAUUCCUACGCGGCCAGCUCUUGCAAACUCCACCACUCCCAACCACCGAUCUGACUGGGCAAACUAUCAUCGUCACAGGAGCCAAUACAGGGCUGGGUUUGGAAUGUGCGAAACACAUGGUGCGCGUCAACAUAUCGACUCUCAUACUCGCCUGUCGUAGUAUCGAUAAAGGCGAAGCUGCGAGAGAGCUCCUACUCUCUUCCAAACGUACGACCGAGAAAGCUACGACGAAGAUCGAGGUAUGGCCACUCGACAUGAGCCGAUAUGCCUCGGUGCUAGAAUUCGCAGAUCGCUGUGAAAGGUCAUUGACCAGGCUGGAUGCUGUCAUAGAAAUUGCAGGGAUCAGUCAACCCACAUACCAAGUUGCAGAAGACAACGAGUCGACCAUUACAGUCAAUGUUAUAUCGAUUUUUCUUCUUACUUUUUUGACUCUACCAAAGCUUCGUGAGUCGGCAGCUCGUCAUGGCAAGAUGGGUCGGCUGAGCAUCGUGGGAUCUGCUGUUCAUUUCUGGGCUGAUACGAAGGAUCUUGAUGUUCCAGAAGGGCAGAGUAUUCUGGAGAGGCUGAACAGGAAGGAGACAGCCAGGGUAUCCAUCAAAUCAAAUAAACCAAAUCUUGACCCCCAUUUGAUUUGCUAA